Messenger RNA from Fundulus heteroclitus (mummichog), 995 nucleotides. RefSeq names its product inositol polyphosphate-5-phosphatase A-like. Gene Ontology annotation, molecular function: inositol-polyphosphate 5-phosphatase activity. The record is from RefSeq and is a predicted model, not a curated record. NCBI's taxonomy places the organism in Eukaryota, Metazoa, Chordata, Actinopteri, Cyprinodontiformes, Fundulidae. Bases 633 to 995 code for a protein of 120 amino acids. The transcript is spliced from 4 exons.
AGUGUGUGGCUAUAACAUGGAGAAAAUAUGGAAAAACUAAGGAGGAAUAGGUGUCUUCAAGGCUUUGUCGUGCCGUUUGCUUUUAUUUAUUUUUUUUAAUUCAAACUAAAAGUUCCCGCUACUAGAGGGCGGGCGGAGAGUCCUGUCACAACAAUCUGCCAGCUUCCUCCGGGUUGUUUUGUUUGAGCGCUUCUGAAAGCAGCAGCAGCAGCAGCAGCGGCGGUGUAAGCGCGCUCGCCCCGUCCAGACAGUUUUAGUCCCUUAAGAAGCUCUACUAGUCCAAUUAGCCCCGGAGGUGGCGGGGUGGGGGGAGGAAUCCACGCAGCAGCUAAACUCUCCGCCAGCGGGGACUCGGCGAUGAGUAUGAGCCCUGCCGAGGUGCCGUGCGCCGACGACCUGAACCGACAGCCCGCCAUCCGCAGCGACAGAGUUGGACCGCGUGCGGCGCGCACACAGUGAGAUGACAGUGGCGUACUUCCAGCCGCAGCUCAUAUAAAAGACUCGGGGCUUGGCUUUUGUACGGUAAGCUCGUUUUAAAGCUCCCGACAGAGGCGCUACCGACGAGUCCCGAGUUUCCCACCACCACCACCACCACUUAACCGGGGGCCGUUUCUGAAAGUGGUCGCUCAAACAUGGAGACGUUCACCGAUGUGCUGCUCGUCACCGCAAACGUCGGCUCGCUCUUCGACAACGUGGGUGAAAUCCAAAAUGGAUGGCUAGAAGAACUGUAUAAGACAAUCCAGAAAUACAAGCCACAGUUCAUCGCCCUGCACUUCCAGGAGGUGGGAGGAAAGGACUACAUGGUCAACAUGGACAAGGCAGAAAACUUCUUUUGCAACAUCGAGUCCAGUGAGGACAUGAAAGAUUUUGACAGGACUUGCAUCUAUGUGGACACCCAGUUCCAAUCUGAAGACAACUUUACGGUAGGAAACCCACGAGUCAGAGGUGUUCCAGUCUGCUUCCACAAGGUGGAGCUCUCCUCCAGAUUAACGUAG